This is a messenger RNA of Folsomia candida, 2543 nucleotides long. RefSeq lists its product as uncharacterized. Gene Ontology annotation, cellular component: sperm principal piece; CatSper complex. Lineage: Eukaryota; Metazoa; Arthropoda; Collembola; Entomobryomorpha; Isotomidae. Gene Ontology annotation, biological process: flagellated sperm motility; sperm capacitation. The coding region runs from base 553 to 1944 and encodes 463 amino acids. The record is from RefSeq and is a predicted model, not a curated record. The transcript has 8 exons.
CACGUGUUUAAUUAUGUAUACAUAAUUACUAGUAAUUAGCAUAUGUAGCUGUUCAAACCAAAGUGUGGAUCCACAAAGUGGACUGUGGUGUGGAAAGUGUACAACAUUUUUUUGUGGUUUGUGGAAUUGUGGAUUGUAGUUUGUGGACAGGUUUGUGGUUUGUGGAAUUGUGGAUUGUAGUUUGUGGACAGGUUUGUGGUUUGUGGAAUUGUGGAUUGUAGUUUGUGGAAAGGUUUGUGGAUUGUGGUUUUGUGGAUUGUGGUGAGAUGAAAUGAACAGUUAUGGCUUAUCUGUAGAUCAUGCAAAAAAAUUUGUUCAAAUUACAAAAAUUCUCUUUCACAAAAUAUGCCUUCCUUUCCUUCUAGUUCUCUUCGGUAACCAUGCAGUAGCAAAUUCAUGUCCUUUCCUUUCUCUCUGAACAUUAGAGCAAAGAGAGCAGGAUCAAUUUGAUCUUCUAUAAAAUAAACAAAUAAUUGUCAAGAACGAAGAAACGCUUAACAUUUUCAUUAUUGCAAGUCGUUUUCCCACCUUAGUAAGGUGACCUUACUCGACAUGAUCCUCGCAGUGAAAGUAAUUUUGACCCUGCUACUUGGACGCAGCGUGGUGGAAGCUGAGGAGUGUCAACAUCCACCCAACAACUCGACAGAACCGUGUCCCCCGUGUCCAAACUCCACCUGGACAUACGUGGUAUCUGACUUACCCGUGGAUAACGCGAUGCCCAUCGAAGCGCCACAUUGGCUCGAGUGUCAUGAACGGAUGGAAGGAGUUCAUGCCCCCUACGGAACAUCGCUCGCCGACUUGGGCACCGGUUUCGACGGAGAUGGAGACCCAGAUGGUCCGCCAAAAUUUCCUGUAGACGUUGUCAUGAUGUUUCAGUCUCCGGCAAAGUGCGAUGUCCAAGUCAUUGCUUGCCCUCCUCCAAAGACAAUUGGCUGUGACCAAAAGAUAAUGCUGGCUCACGAGGAAGAAUAUCGACGUCAAUGCAAGGAGACUUUUGUCAAAAAUUUCGAGUAUGAAUUAGAGCGAGAUCAGUUCGACCCCGACAUGGCGGCGUUCUGGUUGGAGGACGACCCAGACUUUGUUCGAAUGGGAGACAACGGCAAAUUGUUAAUCAUGUACGAUUACACCACGUUUGGCUGUCCUCUCGAGCCAUAUCAGGACGACCAUUUUGCCCCCGAUUUGAGAAUUUUGACCGAGGACAUGAACAAGAACACGUCUCUCGGCCUGAAGUACAACAAUAGUUACAUCCUCAUCGAAAUAUUUGGUGCGUCCGGGUUCAAAUAUGAUAAGACGGCGAAGGAGAGUGGGUGCCUGUAUCCGCCGCAACGACGCGAAAGUCUUGUGAAGGAGUGGAAAGCUAAUUUUCGUCCAACGCAGAGAGUCCACAGUCCAAAUCCACUGCACAUUUGGAACAAGUCCAACUACAAGCCUUGUAACGAGACGUGGAACGUGACCAGGACGGGCUGGGAGAAUGAGGAGUAUGAAAUUAUGAACAACAAGUACAACAAGACCAUGAAUACGUUGGAGUGGUCGAGAGACAAUCGACGUCCCAAAGUAUUGGUAUUCUUGGCUGUCGCAAUUGAUGAUGAAUGCCCGUUCUAUACAUUGUUCGGAGUAUCGCUUCCUAAAGCGACGGAAUUGGAUCCGUUCCUAUCACUAAUUUGGUUCGUGGGGUUCACCAUUUUGUGGGUGGUUCUCGUAGUGCUGGGAUAUUACUGCAGGAAGAGUCAAAUUCGAAAGCAGUACUAUGAAGAGGCUCGAGCCGAGAGGUUGAAGCAGGCCGCGUGGGCAGUGAUUUACCGGUACGAGAAGCUUCUCCAUGAAAGUGAGAACAAGCAGUUGGAGAACGAGAUGACAGACUAUGCUCGAAAGUUGGACAAGGAGGAGAGGAAGAAGAUGAAGAAAGGGCGAGAAGAACGUGGUUCUGCAGGAGAAAAGAAAUAAUUAAAACAAAAGUGAUAUCAUCUCGGCAUAUUUUUUUGUUGUUUUUCAAUUUUUGAUAAAUGUUUUGUUGUGUUAUUGAAAAUUGAUUGAAAUACCUUUCGUGAAAAUGUUAGCGUGGUGCGGUCUUGGGUAAAUUGUUUUGUUUCAAAUGUGGAAUAAAUUCCGUGGCAACCAAAAUUCACUAAUUUGAAAAUGUGUGUCGUGCAGUAUUAUAUCAAGAUUAUUUGACACUUGUGGGAUGUCAAUAAUGAACUUUGAGAGAUCGGUGACCACUUGGACAAAAUUUGUUUGAACCUGAAAAUUUGUAAAUUAUAAUUUCAGUUAAAUUUAAGAUACGUACAGUCUACUAAAGUAAAAAUUAAUUGAGCACUCGCCAUGCAAUCUUCCGGAUACUAUUAUCCUAAACAUCACUUUCAAUUUCAAUUCAAUCUCCAUUCGGGAAGAAAAUCUGCGAAUGGCUAUAAUUUUUUGCAAGCUUGCUAAAAAUUGUGAUACAAUAUUUUUUAGCAGAAACCAAACGGUGACUAAACUAAUAAGGAAUAAAUGAAUGAUUAGAGUUUAAUUAUCUAUUUCAUGAUAUUUAAUGCUUUCUCCGCACC